AUGUCAGUUGUACAGGCAUCGUACAACACUGUGGACGACCAUCUACUUAGAGCCUUCGUAGAGAGAUGGCAGCCAGCUACCAACACAUUUCACUUACCUGUUGGAGAGAUGACCAUCACACUUGACGAUGUGAGUACGUUGGUCGGUUUGCCAGUUGUUGGGCGUACCGUAUCUUGCGAGCGUUUGGUCCGUGAUUCCAAAACCAUUCCCAGUUCUUUGAUGUUCGAGUUGCUAGGUGAGUACCCGGACGAUGUAAACAAGAAGAAAGCGGUCAAGUUGGAAUGGUUGAAGGCUAAAUUUAGCAAAGUGACCAUGAGAGAUAGUGCGGAGAAGAGGACAUACGCCAUUCGGGCGUAUUUGUUAUUUUUGCUCGGGUGUACUAUACUGUGCGACAAGACAGGCAACAUGGUAAGCUUUGAGUACCUAAAUCUUGUAUCUGAUUUGGAUCGGAUCGGCGAGUAUGCUUGGGGCACUGCAUGUCUUUGCCGGUUGUACGAUGAGCUUUCCUCAGCCUCACAAAAAUCAACGAACUCGAUGGCUGGCUGGCUGACGCUCUUUCAGUCAUGGAUUUACGAGCACUUUCCUUAUUUGGGGGGUGGCACAUUGAAGACGGAAUUCGAGGGGCCAUUAGCGAGCCGAUGGGAGCCUCAGUCAAAGACUACUUCAACGCCUGAACGAGCGUCGUACCUGCGAUCUCGAUUAGAUGAUUUGAUCCCCGAUCAGGUUUUAUGGUCACCGUAUACGGCUAUUCGUGAUCGUUUCCCGAUGCCAGAUUCUGCUUGGUUUAGUGGGAUGAUAUGUUGCAUGGACCACUUCGAGGCAUAUCAUCCGGACAGAGUGUUGAGGCAGUUCAACCGGGUGCAAAUCAUUCCAGGUCGUGCAUACAUGUCAAAAGAUAUGUACAAAGCUCUAGCUAGCAAAGGUCGACCGGUCCAGAACUCAAUUUUCGUUGCGUACGGCGAACGAUUCUCUGAUCGGUGGGAGGAGUAUUGUCUGGACGAGGAGUCGAGGUCCGUUGAAAUUGAACUCGGGGAGGCGGACACUUCGCCGGACUACAUGAAUUGGUUCCGACCCAGAUGCAUGUUACAACUGAGUAGGCAUGGAGCCCAUCCACCUCGACCCCAGGCGGAUCGACCUCGACCCCAUGAAGCUCGUCCAGAGGGUGGUACCGAUAAGGAGGUCCAACUUUCACAAAUUUUGGAGUUGGUGAAUGGUACACUUAGCGAGGUGCGGGGACUUGCGCCAUCUGACGCUCAUACGGUCAUGUGGGGGACCCUAAAUGAUAUUGUCAGAUUGAUCGAGCCGGAUGCCCCAUUUCCACCUCCUUCGAGGUCAUCGGAUGCCCCACCACCACCUCCAGGUAGCUCGAUAGGGCCAAUUCCACCGCCAUCGAGCUCGUCCGAUGCCCCACAGGCGGUUGUGAAACGCGUGUUUAGUAGGAAGAAAAAAACACAGGAUUAG
Molecule: messenger RNA, 1461 nt
Organism: Erythranthe guttata (spotted monkey flower)
Lineage: Eukaryota; Viridiplantae; Streptophyta; Magnoliopsida; Lamiales; Phrymaceae
Source: RefSeq, a predicted model, not a curated record